AUUUUCACUCAAGUGCCCGCCUCCUUAGGUCACCCGGCACUUGGGCUGAAAAUUCCUGCUGAAGCUUUUCAUGCUAAAUUAUCUCUCUCUGCUCAGUGAAGAGGAGCUGUAAACAAAGCGCGAGCUGUUUAGACGGAGAUGGCGAUCACCACAGAGCUCAUUCGUGAAAAACUGAUCGCCGAAAUUGGUGCAGUACACGUGGAAGUAGAAGACACUUCUCCAAACAGAUGUGCUGCUAGUUUUAAGGUCCUUGUAGUUUCCCCUCAGUUUGAAGGAAAACCACUGUUGCAGAGGCACAGGAUGGUGAACACUUGCCUUGCUAAUGAACUGAAAGAGAUACAUGCUUUUGAGCAGAAGACCUUGACGCCAGAGCAGUGGGAAAAACAGAAACAGCAGUGACACAUACAUACACAUGCGCACACACACACACAUAGUAUUCACAUUCUAAUCUGAAAAUAUUUUAUGUUACAAUAAUCCAGUCUUUGCUUUACCUUCAUAUUUCAAAUAAACAUUAUUAAGAACACAGUUGCUGAGAAACUAAGGUAAACUGGAACAUGAUAUUUGUAUGAAUAAAGGAAAGUUUCAUGUACUUCAUCUGUUGAGUAAGAA
Molecule: messenger RNA, 609 nt
Organism: Colossoma macropomum (tambaqui)
Lineage: Eukaryota; Metazoa; Chordata; Actinopteri; Characiformes; Serrasalmidae
Exons: 3
Coding region: 139-399 (86 amino acids)
Biological process (GO): intracellular iron ion homeostasis
Cellular component (GO): cytosol; nucleus
Molecular function (GO): 2 iron, 2 sulfur cluster binding
Source: RefSeq, a predicted model, not a curated record